CAGGUAGAAGGAAAGUUGAGUAGAUUCCAUUCGAUCAUUGGCCAAACAGACGUUUCCAGGAAAGGUCAGUGUUAGUUUCAGUGCCGAAAUCACCUCCCUAAUAUUCAACGUUUAGAACAACAGCAAAUAACAGAACCAUGGAUCAAACCAAGCUGAAGGAAUUGGGUCUGCGACUGUUCGAAAUCAAUGCGUUCAAAUUCGGUGACUUCAAGAUGAAGGUCGGCAUCAAUUCGCCGGUGUAUUUCGAUCUCCGGGUCAUCGUAAGCUACCCGGAUGUGAUGGAUACGCUGACGGACCUGUUGACCGAGUACAUCAAACAGAUCAAAGUCGAUACGGGUGUGCAUUUGUGCGGAGUGCCCUACACAGCCCUCCCGCUGGCCACUUUGAUUUCCAUCAAGGCCAAACAACCGAUGCUGAUACGCCGCAAGGAGGCCAAAACCUACGGCACCAAGAAGCUUGUGGAGGGAAAGUUCAACGCCGGCGAUAAGUGCCUGAUCAUUGAAGAUGUGGUCACAUCCGGCUCCAGCAUUCUGGACACGGUGACCGAUCUGCGUUCGGAAGGUCUUGUCAUCACAGACGCAAUCGUGGUCGUCGAUCGGGAGCAGGGUGGCGCCCAGAACACUGAGGAGAAGGGUGUCCGAAUGCAUUCGCUCUUCACGCUGUCCUACCUGUUGAAUGUUCUGCUGGAGGCUGGACGCAUCGAGGAAAAGACCGUACAGGCCGUGGCCAAGUAUAUCGAAGGUGCCCAGAUCAAGAGCGACGGUUCGUUCAUGAAGAAUGGAACCACCGUCGUCAACGAGCUGAGCCGCGCCGGAAUGACCUUCGAAGCUCGGGCAGAUUUGGCCAAGUGUCCAGUCAGCAAGGAGCUGCUGAAAUUGAUGGCCAGCAAGAAGAGCACUCUCUGUUUGGCAGCAGAUUUGACCAAAUCGGAGGACAUUCUGAAUCUGGUGGAGAAGGUUGGCCCCUAUAUUUGUUUGCUGAAAACUCACGCGGAUAUCGUCGAAGAUUUCAGUGAAAAUUUCGUGAAAUCUUUGCAAUCACUGGCCAAGAAGCACAACUUUAUGCUAAUGGAAGAUCGCAAGUUUGCAGAUAUUGGAAAUACUGUUGCUUUGCAGUACAGCAGCGGUCCUUUCAAAAUCUCCAGUUGGGCAGAUUUGGUCACCGUUCAUUCACUGCCUGGACAAGGCGUGUUGAAAGGUUUGAAAUCGGUACUGACUGAUCCAAUUCUACAGCGAGGAGUAUUUCUACUGGCCGAGAUGAGUUCCCAGGGCAAUCUUGCCAAUGCUCAGUACAGUGCUGCCACGAUGAAAAUGGCUACGGAAGUCGAUUCAGACUUUGUCGCAGGUGUUGUGUGUCAGAGUUCCGAUUUGGUCACCUUCCCCGGAUUGUUGCAGUUGACGCCCGGUGUUAAGCUGGAAGGCGGUGUCGAUGACUUGGGACAAAACUACGAUAGCCCCGAGCACGUCGUGAAGGAAAAGGGAGCCGACAUUUGCGUCGUGGGCCGAGGUAUUCUAACGGCCAAGAACCAAGAGGAUACAGCCAAGAAAUACCAAGAACGACUUUGGGCGGCAUACUGCGAGCGAGUCGGAAUCAGCGAGUGAGUUUUACAAACCCUCAAACCCGACCGAAAUUACCAUCAAUCCAACCUACCCAAUCUCACUGUGAGUAUUACCUGUCUUCGAUGAGGUUCCUAUAAUUCGAACAUAUUGCUACCUGAUUGAAUCGUUAACCACUAUUUACCAUUCCUAAUCAUUCCCUUAUUUUUCGUUUGACAAUUUCGAAAUUACAGUAGAGCUGCAUAAAGCACGAAAUAAAAUAUUUUUAAUCAUAGUGAUACUUA
Messenger RNA from Aedes aegypti (yellow fever mosquito), 1840 nucleotides. RefSeq names its product uridine 5'-monophosphate synthase (gene r-l). The transcript is spliced from 4 exons. Gene Ontology annotation, molecular function: orotate phosphoribosyltransferase activity; orotidine-5'-phosphate decarboxylase activity. NCBI's taxonomy places the organism in Eukaryota, Metazoa, Arthropoda, Insecta, Diptera, Culicidae. Gene Ontology annotation, biological process: 'de novo' pyrimidine nucleobase biosynthetic process; 'de novo' UMP biosynthetic process. Bases 138 to 1601 code for a protein of 487 amino acids. The record is from RefSeq and is a predicted model, not a curated record.